AUGGAUACUUAUUUCGGGCGUGGGACUGAAGAAGUUGAUGCUGUAUUUGUAAACGCCAUUUUGUCAGCAAUUCAACAACGGAAUUUGGAGAGAAUUUGGGCAAAGCCUGUAUUAGACCGUGUAGGCCUUAUAAUCGAAAUAUUUAAUGCUCAUGCGCAUACGAAAGAAGCAAAGCUUCAGGCUGAGUUAGCAGCUCUGAUGUACAAAAAGAGCAGGCUGGUUCGAGUGCGUGGUACUGAUGGACGUCAGACUUUUGGUCAGUUUGGAGAAGCUGAAGUUGUUAGUGCCCGAGGGAGAGCAGCUAGUAAAGGAGUUGGUUUCGUAGGUGGUGCAGGAGAAACUGAGCUUCAGCUUCAACGCCGAAGAAUAUCAGACCGGAGGCUUCGCUUGUUAACCCAAAUUAAAGAAGCCAGACGAACGCGGCUGUUGCAGCGUGCUGGACGUAAGAGACAAGGUGGUUUAGCGGGUAAAAGUUUAGCAACCAUUGCUGUCGUUGGUUACACAAAUGCUGGAAAAUCGACUUUGACAAGUGCUUUAACAAGGACUGCUCUCUACUGCAAUGAGCGAUUGUUUGCUACUUUAGAUCCUACACUCAAAAGUGCCAUCCUUCCUUCUGGAAGGAAAGUGCUUCUUAGUGACACUGUUGGAUUCAUAUCAGAUCUGCCUAUUCAGUUGGUGGAAGCAUUUCAAUCGACUCUGGAAGAAGUUGUAGAAGCUGAUCUACUUCUGCAUGUUGUUGAUUCAUCGGCUCCAAAUAUCGAGGAGCAUCGUUCAACAGUGUUUCAUGUCCUUAAUCAAAUUGGAGUACCAGAAGAGAAGCUUAAAAAUAUGAUUGAAGUUUGGAAUAAAAUUGAUUAUGAAGAAGAAGAGGAAGUGGAAGACAUGCAUUAUCUAGAUGAUGGCAAAGGAGAAGAAGAAGCAGAGUUAAGCGACGGUUCGAUAGCUGAAGAAACUUUUGAAGCAGCAGUUGAUGAAGACAAAAUCGAUAACCAAGAAGGUGAUUCUGAUGGGUGGCUAUUGUCUGAAGAUGAAAAUGUCAGUGACUCUGAGCUUUUUAAGGCUCCGGAAGAUGAUAUAGUAGCUGCUGCAGAGAAGAAUGGACCAGAUGUCAGAGUUUCUGCACUGACCGGAGUUGGUCUGAAGGAAUUGAUGUAUCUUAUUGAUGAAAAAUUGAAAGGUGAGGAUGAGAAGCUCAAGUCUCAGACAAUAGUCGAAAGGAGCGAGAUUCAGAGCCGUAAAUGGAGACCACCUCGUAAAGAUGAUGAAGAGUUAGCCGUUGAGCAAUAG
Molecule: messenger RNA, 1287 nt
Organism: Thlaspi arvense
Lineage: Eukaryota; Viridiplantae; Streptophyta; Magnoliopsida; Brassicales; Brassicaceae
Source: the annotation of a GenBank genome assembly